AUGAAGUCUUUCGCCUUCUCCGCCGCCAUUCUGGCCUCAACUGCUAUGGCCAUGCCCGCCAACCUCGCCAACCUUGCCAACAUCCCUUCGGGCACCACCGGCGCUUUGCCCUCCGGAGUCCCCUCUUGCCUGCCCUCCGGCGUCAUCCCCUCCGGCAUCCCUCUGCCCGUGGUAUCUUUGAUCCCUACUUGCCCCGGUGCUGCCGCAUCCUCCUCGCUGUCCGCCUUGCCCAUUCCUACCGGUGCCGCCUCCGGCCUGACCGAGGGCGCCGGUCCCGGCCAGCUUCUUUCCACCCUCAAGGGAGCCGCUCCCGGCCAGCUUCUUUCCACCCUCAAGGGCGCCGCUCCCGGCCAGGCUCUUUCCACCCUCAAGGGCGCCGCUCCCGGCCAGCUUCUUUCCAUCCUCAACCAGGCCGGAACCUCUGACUUCAAGAUGAUGGCCGAGUCCGAGCUCCAGAGCCUGAUGAGCAAGCUGCCCGUCAGCGCUCUCGAGAAGCCCGUUGGCCAGGUCAUCCAGACCGCCGAGUCCGUCGACCAGCUCGACACCAGCAGCGGCUCCGGCCUCACCAAGGUCACCGCCAUCCUCGACAAUGGUAACGCCGUCCUCAUCGAGCUGACCAAGGAAGUCGUCGAUCUCCUCUCCAGCCUUGGCCUCGGCCAGGUCGGUAACCUUCUCGGCUCCAUCGUCGGUGGCCUCGAGUCCGUCACUGGCAACGUCAAGCGCGUCGACUCCCUCCAGAACGUUCUCUCCGUCACUGAUGUUAACGGCCUCGCCGGUGGCGAGAACCUUCUCUUCCAGAUUGAGCCUACUGUCCUCGGUCUGCUCGGCGGUCUUGACCUCUCCACCGUUCAGGGCCCCAUCGGAAACGUCGUCGCCAUUGCCCCCACCGUCUCCGAGCUCAAGUCCAAGAUCCCCAACAUCCCCGGUGCUGACUUCAUUGCUGUCAACGCUGAGGACAAGGCUUCCGUCCUUCUGAUUAAGGUUGAAGGCCUUGUCCAGGGUCUCCUCUCCACUCUUGGCCUCGGCAGCGUCGGCACUGCCGUCGGCUCCAUCGUCUCCUCCGUCUCCUCCGCUAAGGGUGCUCUCCCCCUGUAA
This is a messenger RNA of Penicillium egyptiacum, 1095 nucleotides long. The record is from the annotation of a GenBank genome assembly. NCBI's taxonomy places the organism in Eukaryota, Fungi, Ascomycota, Eurotiomycetes, Eurotiales, Aspergillaceae.